Corylus avellana is the source of this 1307-nucleotide messenger RNA. RefSeq lists its product as uncharacterized. NCBI's taxonomy places the organism in Eukaryota, Viridiplantae, Streptophyta, Magnoliopsida, Fagales, Betulaceae. Gene Ontology annotation, molecular function: S-adenosylmethionine-dependent methyltransferase activity. The record is from RefSeq and is a predicted model, not a curated record.
CCUUGCGUUUGGUAAAACACGUAGCCCUUUCCUUUCUUCCAUUUUUCUUUUCUUCUUCCCCUUCUUUCUCCCACGCCGUUGUCGCCGCUCCCCUGCAUAUUGCUUUACAUCAGAGAGAAAGAGGGGGAAAGAACGAGAAACACUGUGUGCGGCUAAGAUGGUGGCGAUUUUGGGGCUUAGCCGACAGAGUGGCUCAAGAAAGGUGAGAAAUUGGCGAGCCGAGCCGAGUGCUCGAUAAGACACUCGGCUUGCCUAGAAGACUUGCUCGAGCUUGUGAACAGUACAUACGAGCCGAUCUUGAACUCCUCCAACUCGCCCGAUCAACGCACUUGGAGUAUUUCUAAAAUAGCCUAUAAAUGAUAGCCAAAGUUAAACCUGAUCAAACCUGAAAACCAGAGACAGAGAGAGAUGGCAGAAUUGUUCCUUAAUCAGGCGGAGAAUUAUGCAGACGGCCGGCCAAUUUACCCUCAAGAACUGUUUCAAUUCAUUGCUUCCAAGACACCCUCUCAAGACCUUGCGUGGGAUGCCGGCACCGGAAACGGCCAGGCUGCUCGAUCUUUAGCUGAGAUGUACAAGAAUGUGAUAGCCACAGAUACAAGCCCAAAACAGCUCUCAUUGGCACCGAGGCUACCCAAUAUAAGAUACCAACAAACUCCUCCCACCAUGUCUAUAGCCGAGGUUGAAAGAAAUGUUGCUGCCGAAUCAAGCAUCGAUGUUGUGACUAUUGCUGUGGCCCUCCACUGGUUCGACCUUCCUAAUUUCUAUCAACAAGUGAAAUGGGUGCUCAAAAAACCCCAUGGUGUCAUUGCUGCAUGGACCUACUUCAUCCCACAAGUCAAUGACUCGGUCGACGCAGUCCUCCAUCGCUAUUACAAAACUGUUGAUCCCUAUUUGGAGCCGCCCGUUAAAUUAGUAGAGGACAAGUAUAGAAGCAUCGAUUUUCCAUUUGAGCCGGUGGAUGGAGUUGAUCACACUGGGCCAUUUCAGUUUGAGACUGAAAAAUUGAUGGAUUUGGAUCAUUAUUUCACCUACUUAAGAUCAUGGUCAGGGUAUCAAACGGCGAGGGAGAAGGGUGUGGAGCCUUUGAGCGAUGGUGUUGUUGAGGAAUUUAAGCAUGCUUGGAGUACUGAAGAUGGACAAGACCAGAAGACUGUCAAGUUUCCAAUUUCUUUGAGGAUUGGACGAGUGGGGAAUUUGUAGAAUCAAUGCGUAAGAAAUUCUCUAGGAUAUUAAAGUGUGGCCUAUAUAUGUCACAUGUAUUUAUUGUGGUUUAAAUUCAACAUAAUAAAACACUGCGUUUCCUAAUA